AUUUCCGGGGAUUCCCUCAUCAAAUGAAUUUGUUUCUUUCUGAUCGAUCGGGCUAGGUAUUAAGCAUGAUAUGUUGGCUAAAUGUUAUUAGCUAAUUAUAUAAAUGGUGCUAUCCCAAAGCUGGUAAAGAGAGAAUGUCGGACACCAGUAACCUCGAUCCUGCUGUUCUAAACUCGAGGAAGGAUGAAAUUGCUCGCAGGGAACUUCAACAGAGGAGGCAUUACUUUUUACAGAAGGAACUCCAAAACAUGGCAAGGGAGCUCCCUGGAAAGUACCAGCAGCGGAUGCCAUACAACCUGUUGUCUGGUCUAGCCAAUGUCCUUCUUGAUGACACCAUGUUUGAGAUAGUCAGAAGCCUACAGGAGGUGCAGCAGCUGGAAGAGAGACACCUGUCCAGCCAGCGCAUCAAACUCGUCAAUGACCAUAAAGCUCAGCGACAUGAUCUUCAGAAGAAGCACAAGGAGAUGCUGCAGUCAUGUCAGACUAAACCACACAACCUCCCUAUAGUGGAGACUACCAUUGAACGGGAGAAAAUUACACUAGAGCGGCGCUGUGAAGAAGAGGUGAAAAAGCGGGAUAUGAAGAUUAUCCUGGAUCUGGACCAGAAGGUGAUGGAUCAGCAAGUGAUGCUGGAGCGUGCUGGAGUUCCUGGAUUCUUCGUCACCAAUAAAAGACAAGACAUUCAGCUACAGAUGUAUCUUCUGGAGUUUAUACAGAGACUCAGUCAUAUGGAUAUUCCCUCCUGACCUUUGUUAUAGAGACCAGUCACAAAGAGCUCACCUUAAACUUGAUGAUACAGAGACUCAGCCACAGAGAUCACACUGGCCCCUGUUAUAGAUACGUGGGUCAUAUAGAGGUGAUUCUUGCCUCUGCUUUUAGAGACCAGUCACAAAGGGAUAACCUUGAACUUUAUUCCACUCAGUUUCAGCGAGAUCACCAUGAAGAUCAUCAUGAAGACUCAGUCACAUAGACAAUACUCUGACAAGUGUUAUAGAGACUCAGUCAUGUAGACAUUACUCUGACAUGUGUUAUAGAGACUCAGUCACGUAGACAUUACUCUGACAUGUGUUAUAGAGACUCAGUCACGUAGACAUUACUGAUAUGUGUUAUAGAGACUCAGUCAUGUAGACAUUACUCUGAUAUGUGUUAUAGAGACUCAGUCACAUAGACAUUACUCUGACAUGUAUUAUAGACACUCAGUCAUGUAGACAUUACUCUGACAUGUAUUAUAGAGACUCAGUCACGUAGACAUUACUCUGAUAUGUGUUUAAGAGACUUGGUCAUGUAGACAUUACUCUGAUAUGUGUUAUAGAGACUCAGUCACGUAGACAUUACUCUGACAUGUAUUAUAGAGUCUCAGUCACGAAGACAUUACUCUGACAUGUGUUAUAGAGACUCAGUCACGUAGACAUUACUCUGAUAUGUGUUUAAGAGACUCAGUCACGUAGAUAUUACUCUGACAUGUGUUAUAGAGACUCAGUCACGUAGACAUUACUCUGAUAUGUGUUUAAGAGACUCAGUCAUAUAGACAUUACUCUGACAUGUGUUAUAGAGACUCAGUCACGUAGACAUUACUGAUAUGUGUUAUAGAGACUCAGUCAUGUAGACAUUACUCUGACAUGUGUUAUAGAGACUCGGUCAUGCAGACAUUACUCUGAUAUGUGUUUAAGAGACUUGGUCAUGUAGACAUUACUCUGAUAUGUGUUAUAGAGACUCAGUCAUGCAGACAUUACUCUGAUAUGUGUUAGAGAGACUCAGCCACGUAGAUAUUACUCUGACAUGUGUUAUAGAGACUCGGUCACGUAGACAUUACUCUGAUAUGUGUUAUAGAGACUCAGUCAUGUAGACAUUACUCUGACAUGUGUUAUAGAGACUCAAUCAUGUAGACAUUACUCUGACAUGUGUUAUAGAGACUCGGUCACGUAGACAUUACUCUGAUAUGUGUUAUAGAGACUCAGUCAUGCAGACAUUACUCUGAUAUGUGUUAGACAGACUCAGCCACGUAGAUAUUACUCUGACAUGUGUUAUAGAGACUCGGUCAUGCAGACAUUACUCUGAUAUGUGUUUAAGAGACUUGGUCAUGUAGACAUUACUCUGAUAUGUACAAUAGAGACUCAGUCACGUAGACAUUACUCUGAUAUGUGUUAUUGAGACUCAGUCAGCAGAUUCAGACUCAGUCAGCAGAUAUUACUCUGAUAUGUGUUAUAGAGACUCAGUCACGUAGACAUUACUCUGACAUGUGUUAUAGAGACUCGGUCACGUAGACAUUACUCUGAUAUGUGUUUAGGAGACUUGGUCAUGUAGACAUCACUCUGAUAUGUGUUUAAGAGACUUGGUCAUGUAGACAUCACUCUGAUAUGUGUUUAAGAGACGUGGUCAUGUAGACAUUACUCUGAUAUGUAUAAUAGAGACUCAGU
Messenger RNA from Mizuhopecten yessoensis (Yesso scallop), 2417 nucleotides. Its product is annotated as protein DGCR6-like. The coding region runs from base 135 to 746 and encodes 203 amino acids. The record is from RefSeq and is a predicted model, not a curated record. The transcript has 4 exons. Lineage: Eukaryota; Metazoa; Mollusca; Bivalvia; Pectinida; Pectinidae.